Molecule: messenger RNA, 3582 nt
Organism: Anopheles merus
Lineage: Eukaryota; Metazoa; Arthropoda; Insecta; Diptera; Culicidae
Product: sodium-independent sulfate anion transporter-like
Exons: 4
Coding region: 1518-3341 (607 amino acids)
Biological process (GO): transmembrane transport
Cellular component (GO): membrane
Molecular function (GO): sulfate transmembrane transporter activity
Source: RefSeq, a predicted model, not a curated record
ACGAGCAAGUUGGCUUUUACUUGCUCUCCGUUUGAACCGUAACACCUAUACACCGUAACGGGCAUGUCGGUGUAGAGUCGUGCCUUUAACAGCUGUACUACUAAACUGCCAGUUACGGAUUGCUGCAACACUCCAGCCAAAAUGACGAACAGCGCCAUUCUGUUAGAUUCAUCCCAAACUCAUCGCACCCGCAAAGUUAAGGUUAAGCUGUGUAAGAGUUUCAUCCCAGCUGAUCCUCCAUAGUUGCGAAGGAGUUUUGCAAAAGCACUAUAUUCACAAGCACAGAGUAGACAAGCACGCAAUUGCUUCGGUACUGCCUCUCACCGCGUCACCGCGGGCCUCAAGAGGGGAUGAUGCUUAUCUACGAGAGCAGAAGGAAGUCGUAAAUUGAGCAGCUCUUUCAACGGUGAUAUUGGGGACUGCACUGCUCCAACUGGGAUGAGUAGGCGAGGAGAAAUAGUCGACGCUUGUGGAGGCCUCAACCUGCAGAGAAUCGGGGUUCUUUUCUUUAGCACGAGGAAUUGGUGCCAACACGGAAUUGACUGUUUUUUUUUGGUUGCGUUUAUUCACUGAGCACGACUGUCUGUCUUGGUAGUUCCAAACCAGCGGUCGGCAAACUUUUGAGGUAAAGGGCCAACCUUCCUAAAUGAUCGAGAGCUGCGGGUCAGGAGAAUGCAGAGGAACAAACAUUAGCAAAAUAAUUGGUCAAUAAUGAAUAUUAAGCAUUACAAUGCAGUGAUAUUAUUCUUCAGGUAAGCAUCGUCAACAUGUGCAAAUGAUCGGCAGGAUGCAAAAAUUAUUGAGGAUAGUCUAGUGAUGGAAUAAAACCGCUGAGAUGGGAUUGCCGACCGCUGUUCUAAACCAACGACACCUCUCUCCGUUGGCUCGUUCCUCUUUAACCUGUAGCGCAUGCGAGGGAGAGGAUUGCUAAGAGGGCAUCCACACGCUACGGGCUAGCGUACCGUACCGUUCGUAUUUGUAAGGAGAGUUUGACAGAGUACGGUACGCUACACGAGUCCGGUACGUGUAGAGGCCCGCUAAGAGUUCAAUGUGUGGAUGUGAGACAGUUCAGAUGAAUACCUCCCGAGAGAGAAAUGCAGAACAUUCCGGAGCCAUUGGUUGUAGAACCAUUCCUCCAUUUCUACCCCGCUGCGUGUCUGAAAAACGCGUUGACACUUCCAGUCACUGCCUGAGCGAAUGUUUUUGGCGCAAACAGCUGUUUAACCCUAAUUGCAACCGUGUGUGUGCGUGAGUGGAGAUAUUCACCCCCAAACACGGGGUUGUGUAACUCGGGGCACUACAAUCAGCUAAUCCCCAGCACUCACCUCUGUAUCUAGUGUGCAGCUCGCCACGGGCUGAUAACAGGCUGUAUCUUUGUUGUGUUUGUUUUGGCUUUGCGAGGUACGAUCUUAACGAUCUGGGUCGCUGGAACACCACGUGGAAGAUGCGCAGAUCUGCUGUUCGCUCCCGGGGCUGUGGAGUUGUUGCGUGUCGGUCGCGAGUGUUGCUUCGUGCGUAUGGAGGAGGCGGAAGAAUUGCGUGCUCUACGGCAGGAGCCGUCGGGCAGAAGGAUCACCAUUGGCCAGGAAGAUCGGAAGGAUGACAGUCACACAACGACGAAGAGCACGCGCUGGGGAACGUUGCUGGAGGGCUUGGAUCCCAAAAGACGCCUGCCAAUCCUGACCUGGAUCCGGAAGUAUGAUGGAGCGGACGCCCUGUCCGAUCUGAUUGCCGGUGUGACGCUCGGGCUGACGAUGAUCCCGCAGAGCAUUGCGUACGCCACAAUCGCCGGUCUGCCGUCCCAGUACGGGCUGUACGCGGCCUUCAUGGGAUCGCUCGUGUACGUGUUCUGCGGCACGGUGCGCGAGGUGUCGAUCGGCCCGACCAGCCUGAUGUCGCUGCUGACGCUGGAGUAUACGGCCGGCCGACCGGUCCAGUACGUGAUCGUGCUGGCGUUCGCGGCCGGUCUGGUCGAGCUGGCGAUGGGCGCCUUCCGGCUCGGAUUUCUCGUCUGCUUCAUCUCGGUACCGGUCACGUCCGCGUUCACGUCGGCCACCGCCCUCAUCAUCAUCGGCGCCCAGCUCGGCAAUCUGCUGGGGCUGCCCCGGACCGUGGACGGUGGCUUCUUCGCGACCGUCUGGAGUGUGGUGUCCCGGCUGGCGGACAGUGCCGCCGGCGACACGCUGCUCGGGAUUGGGUGCAUCGUGCUGCUGCUCGCCUUGCAGUAUCUGCCCCGUCUGGUGCCGGCCACUCGCAGCAGACCCGUGCACCGCGCCCUCUGGUACGUAUCGCUCUCGCGGAAUGCGCUGGUCGUGCUGCUGUCGGCGCUACUCGCCCACCAUCUUGUUACCAGCAACACGGACGGCGGCAAAGCGACCGCUCCCUUCCGCCUGUCUGGCAGGAUAGAGCCUGGCAUACCCGCCUUCGAGUGGCCGGUCCGUGACGUCACCGUGAACGGUACGACCGUCACCUUUCCGCAGAUGCUGGUCGAGCUCGGCAGUGGACUGGUGCUGGUGCCGCUCGUAGCCGUCCUUGCGAACGUUGCUAUCGCGAAAGCAUUCGCGUCCGAUGGAGUGGUCGACGCCACGCAGGAACUGUUCGCUCUCGGGCUGUGCAAUGUGAUCGGUUCGUGCUUUCGGGCCAUGCCGACCACCGGGGCGUUCACCCGGUCCGCCGUCAGCCAUGCCAGCGGCGUCCGCACCCCUCUCGCCGGCCUCUACUCCGCCCUGCUCGCCCUGCUCGCGCUCGGCGUGCUGACGCCCUACUUCUACUACAUACCGCGGGCCACCCUGGCUGCCGUGCUGAUCGCCGCCGUCGCCUCCAUGCUCGAUCUGGGCAUCGUUCGCCGCCUGGCCCGGCCGCCCGCCCUUCGCACCGAUUUGCUUGCCUGGACGGUGUGCUUUGUGGUUUGCCUGGUGCAGGGCGUCGAGGUUGGUCUGCUGUGCGGUAUGGCGGUCAGUCUGCUCGAACCGCUCCGCCACUGGGUGGGCGGGAGUGUGUCCACCAUUGGCAUGACCCUGGCCGACAGCGCCGCCGUCCACCGUUGCAUCCGGCCCGAGGUUGGGCUGCUUUAUACGGGCGUGGAUCGGUUGCGCACGGCCGUGCUGGCCGAGGCACGUCGCCAACCGUCGCUACCACUCGUGCUCGACUGCGAGCGGCUGGUGGUGCUCGACUACAGUGCGGCACGUGCGCUGCGUGAGCUGGCGGACGAGGUGGCACGAUACGGGGCGGGCCCGCUGGUACUGGUCAACGUACGACCCGGCUGGUGCCGAGCGCUGGAGCUGCAUCAAACCGACGAGGGAUAUGUGUUUAAGCGCCCCGAGCCAGCGUCUAAUGGGUGACCAACGUCAACCGCUUGAAGGUAUGCAAUCCGCAUGACGAAACAGCCCUAUUAACAACAGAACCGCACUCAUUUUCAUCGUAUUAUAUGGAGUUUUUGUUCCACAGAAGAUCUGAGCUGGAGCUGUUCGCGAUGUUCAACUCUGUUUUGUUAAAAAUUAAGUUUAAGAGCUUUUAUUGCUUUUCGUCUAAACAAUCGUGUUGUUUUACAAAGAAUAAAAUUUGGUAUUUUUUCCGCUGUAA